Messenger RNA from Capsicum annuum, 5421 nucleotides. RefSeq names its product cellulose synthase-like protein D2. The record is from RefSeq and is a predicted model, not a curated record. Lineage: Eukaryota; Viridiplantae; Streptophyta; Magnoliopsida; Solanales; Solanaceae. Gene Ontology annotation, biological process: cellulose biosynthetic process; plant-type primary cell wall biogenesis. Gene Ontology annotation, cellular component: trans-Golgi network; plasma membrane. Gene Ontology annotation, molecular function: mannan synthase activity; cellulose synthase (UDP-forming) activity. Bases 1033 to 4446 code for a protein of 1137 amino acids. The transcript has 4 exons.
UUUAGUCAAAUUUACUCUCGAUACUCGAAACGUGAUAAUUAUUUUGGAAUGAGUACCAUGUCAAAAGUUGAAUCUUUCUCAUUUAUUUUUUUGAGGUUGGUAACUGCUUGACAAUUAACCCUUUUUUUUUUUUUUUUUAACUGAUAAUACCAAGUCUAAAAAAGACUUUAUAAUCUUUUUCAAUAUUUGAGACUUGAGAAGAAACAUUGAAAUAGAAAAAGAAAGAGAGGAAAAUGGUUGAAGGGUGUUUUGUAAUAUUUUAGAUUCCUAAUUAUUUAAUUAAGAACAGUUAAUUUUAUUGGAUAAUAAUUAUAGAAUUAGUCUAGUUGUAACAUUUUUUAAUGGGACCCAUGAUUUCUUUUUUUUUUUUUAAAGUUGUAAUUUGUGAUGUUUGUGUACAUGUAUGCAUGUUGUUGAGAAUCUUGAAUUUUUAAUUAGCAUUUGCAUUGUUUAUUGAAAACGGUCUCAAUAUCUCUUUAACGUAUGAGGUAAGGCCUGCCUACGUAUUAUCCUCCUUAAAAUCUGCUUGUGGUAAUUGUUGUCAGUGGCGGAACCACAUUGAAUUUCGUCGGAAAAUUAUACUAUUUUUAUAUGGUCAAAAAUAUUUUUAUGUAUAUAUAUAUAUAUAGCAGAUGUUGAACCCCCUCGACUAGUAUGUAUAUUUACGUCUGAACCCACUAAGUGAAAAUUCUGGCUCCGCCUCUGUUUGUUUGUUGUUGCUGUCUGUCAUUUGCUUUGAAUGUUUCUUUACACACCUUUUGGUUGGUAGAUUAUUUAGUAUUAUUGUAAGUAUAGUAUAAGAUUUUGUUGGAAUUAUUUAUAUAGUUUUUGGACAAGGAGUGGAGGUCAUAUAUCUCUCCACUUAGUAUAUCAAAAUAUAGUUGAAAUGUAUAUCAAUUGAUUUGUAUUGGAAGUAAGCAUUUGAAUAUGGUGUAGGAAAAGAAAUCUUGAUCCUUUGUUCUUGUUGUGUAACUCAUCAAGGCUUUAGUUUCAGGUUCUGGAGAGAUUUUGCUGCUUAAUUUUUGUGGCGAAAUGGAUGGAAGAUCCUUCAAACCUUCAGACUCACAAAAAGGUAAGCCUCCGGGCGUGACCUUUGCAAGGAGGACUUCAUCCGGUCGCUAUGUGAACUUGUCUAGGGACUCCUUGGAUAGUGAGAUAAGCGGUAUAGAGUUUGCAAACUACACGGUGCAUAUGCCUCCUACACCUGAUAAUCAACCUUUUGAUCCUACCAUUUCGCAGAGGGUUGAAGAGCAGUAUGUGUCGAAUUCCUUGUUUAGCGGUGGAUAUAACAGUGCUACUCGUGCACAUUUGAUGGAUAAGGUGAUUGACUCGGAAGCCAACCAUCCUCAGAUGGUUGGUACUAAAGGUUCAUCUUGUGCUGUACAAGGUUGCGAUGGAAAAGUCAUGAGUGAUGGGAGGGGUGAAGAUAUCCUUCCUUGUGAAUGUGACUUCAAAAUCUGUCGCGAUUGUUAUAUUGAUGCUGUCAAAACCGGAGAUGGGAUUUGUCCCGGUUGUAAAGAGACUUACAAGAACACUGAUUUGGCUGAGAAUGCUGUCGAUCCCUCUAGACAACCUUUGUCAUUGACUUCAAAUGUUGGGAUGUCGAAAAGUGAAAGGAGGUUGUCAGUGAUGCGAUCAGCUAAUAAGUCGGCCAUAAUAAGGAACGAAACAGGGUUGAUGAGGAGUCAAACUGGGGAUUUUGAUCAUAAUAGGUGGUUAUUUGAGACGAAAGGGACUUAUGGAUAUGGGAAUGCUAUAUGGCCAAAGGAUGAAGUAUUUGGAAACGAUGAAGAUGAUAAUAUCGGUGAGCAUUCUGAACUUUUCAACAAGCCUUGGAGGCCACUUACGCGUAAGCUGAACAUACCUGCUGCAGUUCUCAGCCCAUACCGGCUUUUGAUCUUAAUUCGUGUCGUUGUACUUGGAUUAUUUCUUCAAUGGAGGGUCAGCCAUCCAAAUAAUGAUGCUAUAUGGCUGUGGUAUAUGUCCAUAAUCUGUGAGAUUUGGUUUGCAAUUUCAUGGCUGCUUGAUCAGCUUCCAAAGUUAUGUCCAGUCAAUCGUGCUACCGAUCUUUCUGUCUUAAAAGAAAAGUUUGAAACUCCGACCUCAACCAAUCCUACCGGAAAAUCUGAUCUUCCAGGAAUGGAUGUAUUUGUUUCGACAGCUGAUCCAGAGAAAGAGCCGCCACUCGUUACAGCAAACACAAUACUAUCUAUUCUUGCUGCCGAGUACCCUGUCGAAAAACUUUCUUGCUAUGUAUCUGAUGAUGGAGGUGCUCUUUUGACAUUUGAAGCAAUGGCAGAAGCUGCAAGUUUUGCCAACAUUUGGGUCCCGUUCUGUCGUAAACAUGUUAUUGAACCGAGGAACCCGGAGAGUUACUUCAGCUUGAAGAAAGAUCCUUACAAGAACAAAGUACGCCAAGAUUUUGUCAAGGAUCGUAGGCGUGUGAAGCGUGAGUAUGAUGAAUUUAAGGUUCGAAUCAAUGGUCUUCCUGAUUCUAUUCGCAGGCGUUCUGAUGCCUACAACGCCCGUGAGGAAAUAAAGGCUUUGAAGCUUCAAAGAGAGAGAGGUGGAGAUGAACCUUUGGAACCUAUCAAGAUAACUAAGGCCACUUGGAUGGCAGAUGGAACUUACUGGCCUGGAACUUGGAUGGUAGCUGCUCCUGAGCACUCUCGGGGUGAUCAUGCCGGAAUCAUACAGGUGAUGUUAAAACCUCCAAGUGACGAAGUCUUGCAUGGCGCGACAGCUGAUGGAAGUAUGGUUGAUUUUACAGAAGUUGAUAUUCGUCUCCCUAUGCUUGUAUAUGUUUCUCGCGAGAAGCGUCCUGGCUAUGAUCACAACAAGAAGGCUGGAGCUAUGAAUGCAUUGGUCCGGGCGUCAGCCAUCAUGUCCAAUGGCGCUUUUAUUCUAAACCUCGACUGCGAUCACUACAUCUACAACUCGGAGGCAAUAAGGGAAGGCAUGUGUUUUAUGAUGGACCGGGGUGGAGAUCGCAUUUGUUAUGUCCAGUUUCCUCAGCGGUUUGAGGGUAUUGAUCCUUCUGAUCGUUAUGCAAAUCACAAUACUGUUUUCUUUGAUGUGAACAUGCGUGCACUGGACGGACUUCAAGGUCCAGUUUAUGUAGGCACUGGUUGCCUCUUCCGCAGAACUGCUCUUUACGGGUUUGACCCUCCACGAGCAAAGGAUCGCCACCCUGGUUGCUGCAGUUGUUGCUUUGGGCGGGGCAAGAGUAAGUCCAUUGUUGCUGAUGAAACGAGGGGACUUAGAAUGGGAGACAUUGAUGAUGAAGAAAUGGAUCUCGCUUUGUUUCCUAAAAGAUUCGGCAACUCUAGUGUCCUCAUAGAUUCAAUCCCAGUAGCCGAGUUCCAAGGUAGACCGCUCGCUGAUCACCCUGCUGUAAAACAUGGCCGACCACCCGGUGCACUAACUAUUCCAAGAGAACUUCUUGAUGCUUCCACUGUUGCUGAAGCUGUCAGUGUCAUAUCGUGUUGGUACGAAGACAAAACUGAAUGGGGCAAUCGUGUUGGAUGGAUCUACGGAUCAGUUACUGAAGAUGUGGUAACAGGAUACCGGAUGCACAAUAGAGGUUGGAAAUCGAUAUACUGUGUGACAAAAAGAGAUGCAUUUCGCGGCACUGCACCAAUCAAUCUUACUGAUAGGCUUCAUCAAGUCCUACGAUGGGCUACUGGUUCCGUUGAGAUCUUCUUCUCGCGCAACAACGCCUUUCUAGCAAGUCCAAAGAUGAAGAUUCUACAACGCAUUGCUUACCUCAACGUUGGCAUUUACCCUUUCACUUCAAUAUUCCUCAUUGUCUACUGUUUCCUCCCUGCACUCUCACUUUUCUCCGGCCAAUUCAUCGUGCAGAGCCUUAAUGUCACAUUUCUCGUGUACCUUCUUGUCAUCAGUUUAACUCUCUGUAUGCUCGCUCUGCUCGAGAUCAAAUGGUCUGGCAUCAACUUAGAAGAAUGGUGGCGGAAUGAACAGUUUUGGUUAAUAGGAGGCACAAGUGCACAUCUUGCUGCUGUACUUCAAGGUCUGCUAAAAGUUGUUGCUGGGAUUGAGAUUUCAUUCACUCUGACAACAAAAUCUUCCGGUGAUGACAAUGACGAUGAGUUUGCUGAUCUCUACGUCAUCAAAUGGACAUCGUUGAUGAUUCCACCUAUAACAAUCAUGAUGGUUAACUUAGUCGCGAUAGCAGUUGGCUUCAGCAGGACUAUAUACAGCACGAUACCACAAUGGAGCCGGUUGCUAGGUGGCGUUUUCUUCAGCUUUUGGGUGUUGGCUCACCUCUAUCCUUUCGCGAAAGGACUCAUGGGGAGACGCGGAAGAACACCAACCAUUGUGUUCGUGUGGUCCGGACUCAUUGCCAUUACAAUUUCCCUACUUUGGGUUGCUAUUAACCCCCCUGCAGGUAACACUGAAAUUGGAGGUUCAUUUCAGUUCCCUUAAAAACUUUACUAUGAAAGAUCUCCCUCCAAGGCGUACAUGACUUUCAUCUGAAUACGGUGAUUUUCCACGUAAUUAUGUAUGUAAUCUAUGAAAUCGAGUAUGAAAUUUUGUUUACUCAAUUAGUCUAAUUACACAAUCAAUUCAAAUUAUUCUUUUACUUCUCUUUUAGAGGUACAAUUUUUGUAGUUUCUGCCGUUUUAGUCUAUUGUUUGAGUCCAAAAUCACUCUGAGGCGCUUCUAAUUUACUGGAAUUGCUGGUUGAGUUUUUUUAAAUCCUCAAAUCUCUAUGCUCUACUAUUACUGUUUUAUGUCAACAACAAACAAACAAACAAACGCCACAUGUGAUCCCACGAGUGAGGCUUGUGGAGGGUGGUGUGUGUGCGAACCUCUUACCAAUGCCUACCUUGUGAAAGUAGAGGGAUUGUUUGCAAACCGUGAGAGCAGGGGAGAUAUCUAUCAUUUGACUGAUAAAAAGCAUCUCUCUUUUGUCGGGAUUGUUUGCAAACCGUGAGAGCAGGGGGAGAUAUCUAUCAUUUGACUGAUAAAAAGCAUCUCUCUUUUAUCCCUCCCGACUGAAGUCGCCAAAAAAAUCUCUAACUACUACAAUUACAGCUUUAUGUCAGUAACAAACAAACACCACAUGUAAUCCCACAAGUGAUGCAUGAGGAGGGUGGUGUGCAUGCAAACCUCUUACCAAUACCCUAUGAAAGUAGAGAUGAUGUUUUCGACAAAUCCCCCCAGUGAGGCAUGUGGAGGGUGGUGUGCAUGCAAACCUCUUACCAAUACCCUAUGAAAGUAGAGAUGAUGUUUUCGACAAACCCCCCCAACUCGAGUAAAACAUAGAGACAACUUUGAAGAUAUAAUACAAACAAGGAAAUAAAAAUGCAGAAAAAAUAUUCCAAUGGAGGGGGGAAUUGAAACAUAAUAAAACAGCAAUAUACCCAAUGUAUUCCCAAAAAGUGGUGUCUAGAGGGG